AAACAGAGAGCGACGAGAAAUAAUAAACCUAAGUGUAACACUCACACAUUUUGCAUACAGCACCACUUGUAGUAUCAUACGGAUAGAAUUAUGCCCCGUAAAACCUAUGAUAGAGCGGCCAUCGAGGCUCACGCUGCGGCAGUAGUCCGUGAUUAUGUUGCGAAGCCUCGCGUAGAGUAUCGCACAGUUAACGCCGUAAACGGACCUCUGGUCGUGCUUGAAAAUGUGAAGAACGCACAGUUCCAGGAGAUUGUCAGUCUGACUCUACCCAACGGUGAGGUACGUUCUGGUCAGGUCCUCGAAGUCCAGGGUAAGAAGGCCAUUGUACAGGUAUACGAGGGUACAUCAGGUAUCGAUGCGUCCAAGACCACCGUUGAUUUCUCAGGUGACAUUCUGCGAACUUCGGUGUCCGAGGAUAUGCUUGGUCGUAUCUUCAACGGUUCCGGUAACGCUAUUGAUAACGGACCCAAGAUUAUGGCGGAAGACUACAUGGACAUUCAGGGUCAACCCAUUAACCCUUAUGUGCGUGAGUACCCCGAGGAAAUGAUCCAGACUGGUAUCUCGACCAUCGAUGUUAUGAACAGUAUUGCCCGAGGACAGAAGAUCCCCAUUUUCUCCGCCAAUGGUUUGCCUCACAACGAUGUCGCCGCACAGAUCUGUCGCCAAGCCGGUCUCGUGAAGAAGGUCAAGGACACAAAGGACGGACACGAGGACAAUUUCGCUAUUGUUUUCGGAGCUAUGGGUGUAAAUAUCGAAACGGCGCGUUAUUUCAAGCAGGAUUUCGAGGAGAACGGUUCAAUGGAGCGUGUGUUGUUAUACCUCAAUUUGGCCAACGAUCCAACUAUCGAGCGUAUUAUCACUCCUCGUAUCGCCCUUACGGCUGCAGAAUACCUCGCCUAUCAGUGCGAGAAGCACGUGUUGGUUAUUCUUACAGAUAUGACCUCGUAUGCCGAGGCUCUGCGCGAGGUGUCAGCCGCAAGAGAGGAGGUGCCCGGACGUCGUGGUUUCCCCGGUUAUAUGUACACUGAUUUGAGUACCAUAUAUGAAAGAGCCGGUCGUGUGGGUGGCCGAAACGGAUCUAUCACACAGAUUCCUAUUCUCACUAUGCCUAACGACGACAUCACCCAUCCUAUCCCCGAUUUGACUGGUUAUAUCACAGAGGGCCAGAUCUAUCUGGAUCGUCAAUUGCACAACAAGCAAAUCUACCCACCUAUUAAUGUACUACCAUCUCUGUCACGUCUGAUGAAGUCUGCUAUUGGAGAGGGUAUGACACGUCACGAUCACGGCGACGUCUCCAAUCAGCUGUACGCCAACUUUGCCAUUGGUCGCGAUGUCAUGGCCAUGAAGGCCGUUGUCGGAGAGGAGGCCUUGUCCUCUGAGGAUCUUCUAUACUUGGAGUUCCUCGAGAAGUUUGAGCAGCAAUUCAUCACACAGGGUACAAAUGAUAACCGAUCAGUUAUCGAGUCAUUAGAGCUCGGUUGGUCGCUUCUUCGUAUUUUCCCCAGAGAAAUGCUCAAGCGUAUUCCCGGCAAGGUCUUGGACGAGUAUUAUCAGCGCGACUCUGGGUCGUCGAGUUAAUUAGGCCAAGAAUGUUAAGAAGACUUCGAGGAAACACAAGCUCAUAAACAGUAUGGGUCAAUGAUCUAGAGAACAUUUACUGCUUGUUGGUAAAUACACACGGUCUUUGGAAAGACAGAUUAAUGUUGUUGUACGUAAUAAAUGCCGUGUGCCCAAUUUUGAACCGAUA
Messenger RNA from Sphaeroforma arctica JP610, 1747 nucleotides. RefSeq names its product V-type proton ATPase subunit B, kidney isoform. Gene Ontology annotation, biological process: ATP metabolic process; proton transmembrane transport. The transcript has 4 exons. Gene Ontology annotation, cellular component: proton-transporting V-type ATPase, V1 domain. Gene Ontology annotation, molecular function: proton-transporting ATPase activity, rotational mechanism; ATP binding. The record is from RefSeq and is a predicted model, not a curated record. The coding region runs from base 91 to 1578 and encodes 495 amino acids. Lineage: Eukaryota; Ichthyosporea; Ichthyophonida.